Messenger RNA from Leptosia nina, 735 nucleotides. Lineage: Eukaryota; Metazoa; Arthropoda; Insecta; Lepidoptera; Pieridae. The record is from the annotation of a GenBank genome assembly.
AUGGAGAUCUCGUUUAAAGGAAAAAGGAUCCUUGUGACCGGUGCUGGGCAAGGUAUCGGCCGCGGAAUCGCAGUAGAGUUAUGGCGUGCCGGAGCCAAUAUAGUUGCAUUAUCACGAACACGGUCGCAUCUAGAAGCCCUACAAAGUGAAUAUCCCUCUAUCGACAUUGUCGACGUAGAUAUUGCAAAUUGGGACACAACUCGUGCCAUCGUAGAUUCACUAGGACCAUUUGAUGCGUUAGUGAACAACGCUGCUAUAGCCAUAUGUGAACCUUUCCUAACAUGUACACCAGUAGAUUUUGAUAGGACAUUUGAUGUGAAUGUUAAAGCAGUGUUAAAUAUAAGCCAAGUAGUAGCAAAAAAAAUGAUAGAGAAUAAAAUUCAUGGCACAAUUGUAAAUAUAUCAUCUCAAGCUUCGAAGGCUGCUUUACAAGACCAUGCCAUAUACAGUGCAUCAAAAGCAGCUUUAGAUGCUUUAACACGAGCGAUGGCUUUAGAAUUAGGACCGCAUGGUAUUAGAGUGAAUGCUGUAAAUCCUACUGUUAUUAUGACUGCCAUGGCCAAAGUAGGAUGGUCUGAUGAAAAGAAAAGUAGUGAAAUGCUAUCUAAGAUUCCACUAAGGCGAUUUGGUGAAGUGCAAGAAGUUGUAAACGCUGUAGUGUUUUUGCUAGGUGAACGGUCAAGCAUGAUUACAGGAGUUGAACUCCCGGUAGAUGGAGGAUUCUUAGCUACAUAA